Messenger RNA from Ruditapes philippinarum (Manila clam), 1951 nucleotides. RefSeq names its product b(0,+)-type amino acid transporter 1-like. The record is from RefSeq and is a predicted model, not a curated record. Bases 280 to 1782 code for a protein of 500 amino acids. Gene Ontology annotation, molecular function: L-amino acid transmembrane transporter activity. Gene Ontology annotation, cellular component: membrane. NCBI's taxonomy places the organism in Eukaryota, Metazoa, Mollusca, Bivalvia, Venerida, Veneridae. The transcript has a single exon. Gene Ontology annotation, biological process: amino acid transmembrane transport.
CAGAAGACAUGACAAGCAAUCAUAAAUCGAAGUAAGUAAGCUGACAGGUACAAAAUAAAAUAAGUUUAAGCGUGGUUUUUAGCUACAGAAGUACUGGAUUAAACAUCGUUUAUUAAGAAAUGGAGCAAAUAGUGAUGCUUGUUUAAGCUGUUGACCUGAACAUGGUUUAAUUUAUUACUAAUAAGCCAGAAAAUAACAGCCUUUUAUAAAAGGUCAGGACUUAAUAGUGAUAUUGUUGUUUUACUUUAUAUUAUAAACGUGUUUAUAAUUGUGAGAAAUAUGGAUGAAAACAACGUUGUGGACAGAAAGACGGUAAAAAGUACUGAUGGAAACACAAUAGUAUUAGAAACAGACCGCAUCCGAGUGAAAGAAAGAAUAGGACUGUGGGGAGGAAUUGCGUUUAUCAUGGGAGCGGUGAUUGGAUCGGGAAUUUUCAUCUCUCCAAGGGGGGCGCUUAAAAAUUCAGGAUCUGUUGGGAUGAGUCUUGUUAUCUGGGCUUUAUGUGGAUUUUUGUCGAUGGUAAUUGGGCUUGUCUAUGCUGAACUCGGCGUCCUUCUGCCAAAAUCUGGUGGAGAUUACACUAUUAUUAAAACGGGCAUCGGAGGUAUUCCUGCUUUCCUUGUCUCUUGGACACAGUGCACUGUAACACAUAGUGGAAGCCGUGCUGUUCUGGCUCUCGUAUUUGCAGACUACGUCUGUGCUCCAAUAUUUGGAAAGUGCGAAGCGCCGGACAGCAUACGAAAAUCAAUAGCCGCCGUAGAGCUUUUGCUUCUUGCCAUUACGAACACAAUUAGCGUUCGUCUCGUCUCUUCUAUGCAAGGAUUAUUCACGUGUCUUAAGAUUUUGGCUCUGAUCGUUAUAACCGUCGGAGGAUUUGUUUACCUUUUCCAAGGUAAAACAGAGAACUUCAAUGAUUCUUUUCAUGGUACAACAGAUGAUGUUACAUUAAUAACAUUAGCAAUAUACAGCUGUAUGUGGGCAUACGGUGGAUACAUAAACUUGAAUGAAUUUGCUGAAGAAAUCAUUCAACCGAAGAAAAAUAUUCCAAAAGCAAUCAUCAUUUCAAUGACAUUAGUCACUAUUAUUUACAUCACAACAAAUGUGUCGUACUUUGUAAUGUUGGAAAAAUCAGAGUUUCUAACUGUCCCAGCUGUUGCAUUCACGUGGGGCGAACGUGUCUUAGGAUCUGCAGCCAUACUUAUACCGAUAAGCGUUAUGUGCUCCGUACAUGGGGCCUCCAAUGGUGGUUUUUUCAGCGAUGUCAGGGUACGAUUUGCAGCUGCGCGCGCAGGUCAUUUACCGGAAGUUCUUUCAUUUUUACAUCACAAAUCUCGAAUACCCUUGGCGUCUCUUUUCUUAAAUACCGUGGUGUCCUUGAUUCUGUUGAUUCCAGGUGAUAUAGGAGAACUAAUUAACUUGGUCAGUUUUGUUGGAUUUUUAACGAAUGGUCUUGCAAUAAUCUCUUUUCUGCGAAUACGUUAUCUACGUCGAAAUGAUGUUAGGAACAAGAACGACUUCAGAAUUCCAUUAUUCAUUGCUGUACUGGCUUUGGCAAUAUGUGCAUUUAUGGUUAUAGCGCCGUUCAUAUCCAAUCCGAAAAUAGAAUUUAUGUAUGGCGUCGGCUUUGUUUUGUCUGGACUCAUUUUGUAUAUUCCUUUUGUUUAUUUUGAAUGGCGUUUACCUGGUUGUGAUAAAAUGACUUGUUUGAUGCAAUUGCUUAUGGACAUAUGUCCCACUGUGCUUGAUAAAGAUUUGGAUCCUUGGAUGGAGGAAAGCAAGUGAUGUCAUAAAAGGAGUUUGUAUUACAAUUCUUUGACAGACAAACAUUCUUUCGCCGUUAUUUUUUAUACAGACAUGGUAUUUGUAAAUAAAUGAACAUUUUCUAAACAAAUUAAUUAUGUACAUGAUGGUAAUGAUAAUAAAACAUUAUUUCAAAUGUAACGCUUGUUUA